Messenger RNA from Aureobasidium uvarum, 1232 nucleotides. NCBI's taxonomy places the organism in Eukaryota, Fungi, Ascomycota, Dothideomycetes, Dothideales, Saccotheciaceae. The record is from the annotation of a GenBank genome assembly.
CAAUGCCUUCCAUCCUCGCUCUUACCGGUCUGUUUGCGGUCGCCGCUGCACAGCAGAUUGGCAAGACUCCUGAAGUUCACCCAAUGCUGCCGACCCAACUCUGCACCACCCGCCAUGGAUGUGUAACUCAGCAAACUUCGGUCGUGCUUGACGCCCUGACCCACGCAAUCCAGGACAUCAAGACUGGCGCCUCCUGUGAGAACUCGACUGGUUUUCCAGAUCAGACUAUCUGCCCGAGUACCCAGGCUUGUGCCCAUAACUGCGCCAUUCAGGGCAUCAACAACUAUGCCCAGCAUGGCGUCACGGUCAGUGGCAAUUCCAUGACGCUCCACCAGUAUUUGAAUGUCAAUGGUGCUGAGACAAGCGUCUCUCCGCGUGUGUACUUGCUCGCUCCGGGAGGUCAGAACUACGACCUCCUGAAGCUCCUCAACCAGGAGUUUACCUUCACCGUGGAUGUCAGCAACCUUCCCUGUGGCAUGAACGGUGCUCUCUACCUCUCUGAGAUGUCCGCUACCGGUGGUCGGUCGUCCCUGAAUCCCGCCGGCGCGGCCUAUGGUACCGGAUACUGCGAUGCACAGUGCCCAAAGUCCGCUUGGAUCAACGGAGUGGCCAAUAUAAAUGACAAUGGCGCCUGCUGCAAUGAGAUGGACAUUUGGGAGGCCAAUGCCGUGUCCACGCAGUUCACGCCACACGCCUGCAACACAACUGGCUUGUAUGAGUGCUCUGGUGCCGCUUGCAGUAGCACUGGUGUCUGCGAUCAGAUUGGCUGCGGCUAUAAUUCGUACGCUUAUGGCAACAAGACCUUCUAUGGGUAUGGAGACGUUGUCAACACGAAGCAGCCCUUCACAGUGGUCACACAGUUCCACACAGAUGACAGCACCGCCAAGGGCACGCUCAGCAACAUCACCCGCCUCUACAUCCAGAACAAUAAGGUCAUCCAGAAUGCCGUUGUCCAGGUCGCCGGUAUGGCCGUCAACUCAGUCGAGGACUCCUUCUGCGAGGUCGUGGCUUCGUCCUUCCAGCAGCGUGGCGGUCUCGCGCAGAUGGGCAAGGCCAUUGGACGCGGUAUGGUUCUCGCCAUGUCCAUCUGGAACGACCCUGGCCAAUUCAUGAACUGGUUGGAUAGCGGCAAUGCUGGUCCAUGCAAUGCGACCGAGGGAAACCCGGCUCUCGUUACCUUCAGUAACAUCAAGAUCGGCGACAUUGGGUCGACUUACAGUACCGGGCAUCAU